AUGCCCAGAGCCCUGACCAGCUGGGGACCCAUUCCUGGGACUGUCGUUUUGUGUCUCCUCCGCUACCUUCCCCUCUCCCCGAGUCCCCACAUUCUGAACACAGGCUGGUGUCUCUCCAGGUACACGGCGGAUCUUCUGAAGAUAUUGGAAGUCAAUUACAGCAUCCCCUCCGUCUGCUUCACUUACCCUCCCACUGCAUCUCAGCUUCUGAGAGCAUUGGGCCCUAUGGAAAUUUCCCUCACGGGCAUCAUGACCUUGCUUGUCCUGGGCUCGGUCACCAUCUUCCUGGAGACUGCUGUCUACCUGUACAAGAACACUCGCUGCCCCAUCAAGAGGAAGACUCUUCUCUGGAGCAGCUCUGCCCCCACGAUAGUGUGUGUGUUCUGCUGCUUUGGUCUCUGGAUUCCUCGUGCCCUGAUGCUCGUGGAAAUGGCCAUAGCCUCGUUUUUCGCGAUGUGCAUUUACCUGCUGAUGCAGGUCAUGGUGCAAGGCUUUGGUGGGCAGGAGGCAGUGCUGAGGACACUGAAGGACACCCCAGUGAGAGUCCACACAGGCCCCUGCUGCUGCUGCUGCCCCUGCUGCCCCAAACUCAUACUCACCAGGAAGAAGCUUCAGCUGCUGAUGUUGGGCCCCUUCCAGUAUGCCUUCUUGAAGAUAGCACUGACCCUGGUGGGCCUGUUUCUCAUCCCUGACGGCAUCUACAUCCCAGCAGAUAUUUCUGAGGAGAGCACAGCUCUAUGGAUCAACACUUUCCUCGGUGUGUCCACCCUCUUGGCUCUGUGGGCCCUGGGCAUCAUUUUCCGUCAAGCCAAGCUGCACCUGGGUGAGCAGAACAUAGGAGCCAAAUUUGCUCUAUUCCAGGUGCUCCUUAUUCUGACUGCUCUGCAGCCAGCCAUCUUCUCAGUUUUGGCCAAUGGCGGGCAGAUUGCUUGUUCGCCUCCCUUUUCCUCUAAAAUCAGAUCUCAAGUGAUGAACUGCCACCUCCUCAUCCUGGAGACUUUUCUGUUAACCGUGCUGACACGAAUGUACUACCGAAAGAAAGAUGACAAGGUUGGAUAUGAAACUUUCUCUUCUCCAGACCUCGAUAUGAACCUCAAAGCCUGAGGUGGAUGGCUUGGGCAGUGAAAGACACACAGUACUCAUUAGACGGGUACAAGAUUUCCUUAUAGUCCUUCAAUCUUGACCAAAUGGGGAUGGAUUCCAUUGUCAGCAUGAGCUGGCAGAUUAUGGAUACUGGAUCAUAGAGAUGAAGGUGAACUAUGCAAUAGGAUGAAAUUGUUUAGGAUCUUGUCUGGGGAAUGUACAUUAAGUUUUAUAAUAAACACACAGGAUGGAGUUUGAUAUUCUAUAC
Molecule: messenger RNA, 1351 nt
Organism: Phacochoerus africanus (Common warthog)
Lineage: Eukaryota; Metazoa; Chordata; Mammalia; Artiodactyla; Suidae
Gene: SLC51A
Product: solute carrier family 51 subunit alpha
Exons: 9
Coding region: 1-1104 (367 amino acids)
Biological process (GO): bile acid and bile salt transport
Cellular component (GO): plasma membrane; endoplasmic reticulum membrane
Molecular function (GO): transporter activity
Source: RefSeq, a predicted model, not a curated record